AAGUUGGAGAGCGUUUUCAGUUUCCCUCUCGUGACCAGUUCGAUUUGCGAUAUGUUCUGAGAAAACAGAGUGGGAGAGAGAUGAGAGAGUUAAGAGAUUUACAGCUUCCGCUAAAUCAAACGCAGAAAAUUCGACUACGGAGAGCUCUGCUACAGCUUCAGGAAUUAGCUUGUAAAAUGAACUCCUCUGCUUCUGUCACAGUCGCCGAUACUAUCCCUGUUAAUCACGAAGAUGGCGUACUCAAGGGGCAUGGAACUUCUGAGCUUGACGGCGAAGUGGUUGCAACUCUAUGCGGGAUAGUGGAACGAGUUAACAAGCUGGUCUAUGUCCGUGCCUUGAGGGCCAGGUACAAACCAGAGGUUGGAGAUAUCAUCGUGGGACGUGUUACUGAAGUUGCUCCGAAGCGUUGGAGACUGGAGAUAAAUUUUAGUCAAGAUGCAGUCUUGAUGCUUUCUUCAAUGAACUUGCCUGAUGGUAUCCAAAGGCGGCGAACUGCUGUUGAUGAGCUAAAUAUGCGCAGUAUUUUUGAAGAGAGCGAUGUUAUAUGUGCUGAAGUCCGCGGUUUCCAGCAUGAAGGCAGUUUACACCUUCAAGCAAGAAGCCAGAAGUAUGGAAAGCUUGAGAGAGGACAACUACUAACGGUCCCUCCUUAUUUAGUGAAGAGACGCAAACAACAUUUCCACCACCUUGAAAGGAUUGCAGUUGAUUUGAUUCUUGGGUGUAAUGGAUUCAUCUGGGUUGGUGAGCAUGUAGAAGCUAGGGAUAAUAUGGUGGAAGAUCAAGAAACUAAACCUGAACAACUGAAUAGCAAGUUGAAUAGAAUAUCCAUGAGCCUUGAAGAACAAGAAAGGAUUUGCACUCCGCUAGAGACAAGGCAGAGCAUAUGUAGGAUAGUUAAUGCAGUUCGGGUUUUGUCCAGUUUGGGCUUCAGUCUGAAUGUUGAAGUGAUCAUGGAGACAGUUGAACUGAGCGUCUCCCUGAAUCUGGAUAUCCAUGAGAUGCUUGGAGCAGAGUUCUGUGUUCAAACCGCAGAGAGAGAAGUUGAACGGCGCAGCUCAUUGAGUAAAAAGAAAGGGUGAUUGCUGGUAGGAGAUUGUGGAUUCUUGGUUGGUUGUUAACCAAUGUGUGUACCAAGAUUUAGGUUGUUUUUUCU
This is a messenger RNA of Telopea speciosissima, 1153 nucleotides long. Its product is annotated as exosome complex component RRP4 homolog. The record is from RefSeq and is a predicted model, not a curated record. NCBI's taxonomy places the organism in Eukaryota, Viridiplantae, Streptophyta, Magnoliopsida, Proteales, Proteaceae. Gene Ontology annotation, cellular component: cytoplasmic exosome (RNase complex); nuclear exosome (RNase complex). Gene Ontology annotation, biological process: U4 snRNA 3'-end processing; nuclear polyadenylation-dependent rRNA catabolic process; TRAMP-dependent tRNA surveillance pathway. Gene Ontology annotation, molecular function: RNA binding. Bases 81 to 1079 code for a protein of 332 amino acids. The transcript has 8 exons.